GUGCUAGCUGGAUAAAAACAAACAACCAAAUGUGACAUUGGCGGACUCAAUUAGACUUCAACAACUUCAACAGCAACAGCACAGUUUAUGGAGUAAUAGCGUUUGAGUUUUUGCUAUGAUAAAAAAAUUCUCACAAAAAUUCAAAUUACAAUAUUUUUCCCCAAAACUAACCGGGAACGACGACAGCACAUUACAAGAAGGAAUAUUUUUCCACCUGUUGCAUUUCCUGAUACCGCCCGUAGAGAUCACUGAAGUCUUUGUAAACCUGUCCUGAGACCUUAACCGGAUUUACUGGGGAUCCCUACAAGUUGCGCAACGUGUAGAUUUGCACAAAAUACCUUUGGACAAAUAGGGGAUAGAGUAAUCUGAUUCUUAUCAAUUAUGUUUUUUUUUGUAGCAGAGCAUAUACUGUUUUUAGAGAAUAUAAUGGUGGAAAACAUUGUAAUUAUUAAUAACGUAAAAAUGUUUCAAUAGCUAAUUUAUUUUAAUUGAAACAGCUUGCUAAAUGCAAAUUUUAUUUUACAAAUUCCACAUUUUAUUACGAAGAUGGAAGUGGUCUGGCAAUAAAAAAAUAUAUCCCUGUGAUUUUACGUUAGUUUACGACAGUGUAAUGCAUUGGGUGGUAGCUAGUCGUGCGUGCAUGCUUGCGUGGUGUUGUUUACAAACUUUUCAGUUCUCUGCUUAGAUUCAGUUAUUGUGACCUUCAUUGCGCGGUUCAUAUUUUGUGUCAUCGUUACUGAAGACAUGGGGAAACCGAAGAAAAAGAAUGAUUUAAGCCGUGCGGAACUGAUGAUGAUGACCAUUGCUGAUGUGAUUAGCCAGUUGGUCGAGGCGCAUGAAGAAGGAAAAGACAUCAACCUCAACAAGGUGAAGACCAAGUGCUCAGCUAAGUAUGGCCUGUCAGCCCAACCCAGGCUAGUGGAUAUAAUCGCUGCCGUGCCUCCUCACUACCGCCGCGCCCUGGUGCCUAAACUCAAGGCCAAGCCCAUCCGCACUGCCAGUGGGAUUGCUGUGGUCGCUGUAAUGUGUAAACCACAUCGCUGUCCUCACAUCAGCUUUACAGGAAACAUCUGUGUAUAUUGCCCAGGCGGUCCGGACUCGGACUUUGAAUACUCCACGCAGUCCUACACUGGCUAUGAGCCCACGUCAAUGAGGGCCAUCCGGGCCCGGUAUGAUCCCUACCUACAAACCAGGCAUCGCGUGGAGCAGUUGAAGCAGUUGGGCCACAGCGUGGACAAGGUGGAGUUUAUCGUGAUGGGAGGCACCUUCAUGGCCCUGCCAGAGGAGUACAGAGACUACUUCAUCAGGAAUCUCCACGACGCCCUGUCAGGACACACCUCCAACAGUGUGGCAGAGGCCGUCAGGUACUCCGAACGCAGUAACACCAAGUGUGUUGGGAUCACCAUUGAGACGCGUCCUGACUACUGCCUGAAGAAACACCUCAGUGACAUGCUGGGUUAUGGCUGCACCCGCCUGGAGGUCGGCGUACAGAGUGUCUACGAGGACGUGGCGCGGGACACCAACAGAGGCCAUACGGUGCGGGCUGUGUGUGAGUCAUUCCACCUCUCCAAAGACGCUGGCUUCAAGGUGGUGUCCCACAUGAUGCCUGACCUCCCUAACGUUGAUAUGGAGAGAGACAUAGAGCAGUUCAUAGAGUUUUUUGAGAACCCAGCAUUCCGUCCGGACGGGUUGAAGUUGUACCCCACCUUAGUGAUCCGGGGUACGGGUCUGUAUGAGCUGUGGAAGACGGGGCGCUAUAAGAGCUACUCGCCUUCGGCUCUGGUGGACCUGGUGGCCCGAAUCUUGGCGCUGGUGCCCCCCUGGACCAGAGUCUACCGCGUUCAGAGGGACAUCCCCAUGCCUCUGGUGAGUUCUGGAGUGGAGCACGGUAACCUCAGAGAGCUGGCUCUGGCCAGGAUGAAAGACAUGGGCACUGAGUGUAGGGAUGUGCGGACCAGAGAGGUGGGCAUCCAGGAGAUCCACCACAGAGUGCGUCCCUACCAGGUGGAGAUGGUCCGUAGAGACUACGUGGCCAAUGGGGGUUGGGAGACCUUCCUCUCCUACGAGGAUCCAGAACAGGACAUUUUGAUUGGUCUGCUGCGUCUGCGGCGCUGUUCCGCCCACUCUUUUCGUCCUGAGCUCAAAGGGGGUGUGUCAAUCGUGCGUGAGUUGCAUGUCUACGGAAGCGUGGUUCCUGUCAGCAGUCGUGACCCCAGCAAGUUUCAGCACCAGGGCUUUGGGAUGAUGCUGAUGGAGGAGGCAGAGAGGAUUGCCAGGGAUGAGCACGGCUCUGGGAAACUGGCUGUCAUCUCAGGUGUGGGAACCAGGAACUACUACAGGAAGAUGGGAUAUGAGCUGGAGGGACCAUAUAUGGUGAAACAGCUGGAGGCACCCCUAUUUUAAUAUCAACGUUUUCCACAAGAUCCACAAGAAUAUAUUUAUUUAACUAGAACAUGAUUGUUACUUUGGAAAUGCUGCAUACAUGAAUUACUCUUGUUUUGGAUAUACUAUUACAGACAGUAAUAGUGAAGAGGUCAGUUUGGCGUAAGCUGAUAAUGUCUCUCUUCUAAAGGUUCAGUACUAUCAUUAUCUCUACCGGUUGAAUGCGUGGCCUAGGAUGGUAUCAGCACGUUUGUCAACAGACUAUAGGAUGCCAUGGCUAACCUUUUUUCCUCCCUGUAAUCAGAGAUGUCUGGGGUGUAUUUAUUUCUGGAGUUUUGGAAAGGACUCCUGCUGAGUUACUGUUUGGAAGGGUGGUGACUGCCCUGCCCCAACCUAAUCCAGCGUGUGAGGCAAUGAUAUUAUGGCCGAUUUUUCUUCAAGGGUCCCCUGAAUGGUUUUUCUUUUUACCUGUGGUACAGUCAUGGUUGGCCUUGAGGAAACAGUGGUCUGUGCUUUUUAACAGAGACCCAGGAAGCUGUUAAGCGUCACUGUUUUAAAUUUAAAUUGUGGUACCAAGUGUGGUGAGUCAGAACACCAGAAUGAAUCAUCCUUCAUUGGCCGACUUGACAUAGGAUGAAUGGCUGCUUGUCAGUCCUUUCUCACACUGAACAAAUAUUUUUUAAUCAGUUAUAUUUUAUAUGGCAAGAAAUAAAAUAGCAUUGCAUAGGUUGCUUUUUAAAUCUUCUGUUGUCCUUAUCAAGUUGUCCUAUAUGUUUUACUUUGGUGUUGGAAUGUGAGAGUUGAACGUUUAGUGGAAUAAAGAAUACCUGUUUUCUGUA
Messenger RNA from Esox lucius (northern pike), 3221 nucleotides. RefSeq names its product elongator acetyltransferase complex subunit 3 (gene elp3). Gene Ontology annotation, biological process: tRNA wobble base 5-methoxycarbonylmethyl-2-thiouridinylation. The record is from RefSeq and is a predicted model, not a curated record. Lineage: Eukaryota; Metazoa; Chordata; Actinopteri; Esociformes; Esocidae. The coding region runs from base 745 to 2403 and encodes 552 amino acids. The transcript is spliced from 14 exons. Gene Ontology annotation, molecular function: acyltransferase activity, transferring groups other than amino-acyl groups; iron-sulfur cluster binding. Gene Ontology annotation, cellular component: cytoplasm; elongator holoenzyme complex; nucleus.